This is a messenger RNA of Histoplasma capsulatum G186AR, 570 nucleotides long. RefSeq lists its product as uncharacterized. The transcript is spliced from 3 exons. Lineage: Eukaryota; Fungi; Ascomycota; Eurotiomycetes; Onygenales; Ajellomycetaceae. Gene Ontology annotation, molecular function: structural constituent of ribosome. The coding region runs from base 1 to 570 and encodes 189 amino acids. Gene Ontology annotation, biological process: translation. The record is from RefSeq and is a predicted model, not a curated record. Gene Ontology annotation, cellular component: mitochondrial large ribosomal subunit; ribosome.
AUGGCCGCUCUCCUCCCUUCAUCACCCGUCUCGUCGGUGCUUCGCCGACAAUACUCAAUGCUCUCUUUAUUCCUUAGAUCAAAUUCGUCUAGCAAGCCGUCAUUUUCGUCGCUAUCACAACCUCUUCCACGGACUCGGACAUGUAGAUCGCAAUCCCUAAACCGCCCGUUUAUAUCCCUCACCACACAAGCCCGUCAUAUCACUACCCGAAUCACUCGACCAUUCACACAAUCCAACUCCACAAAGCCAAACAAAUCGACACCCACAACCACACAGCCUGCUCCAGUCCAUCCUCCUCUUCCCCUCACGAACCUCCCCUACUUCAUCCGUCGCACCCCUUCAAACCAAUUGCCCGUCUACCUAGUAACCAAAGCUGGUGGCACGAAGCAGGAGACGAAGAUCCAGAAAACCGAGGGAGAUGUUGAUGCGCUAUGUUCGGAUUUGGCGAAGACACUAGGGAUAGAGCCGAAUUCCAAAGAUAUAUAUAUCAAUCGAUUAAAUGGACAUGUAGUUGUUAAGGGCUGGCGGAAACCGGAAAUCCAACAAUUCUUAUUAGAUCGAAAAUUCUAA